Molecule: messenger RNA, 2711 nt
Organism: Grus americana (Whooping crane)
Lineage: Eukaryota; Metazoa; Chordata; Aves; Gruiformes; Gruidae
Gene: WNT2
Product: Wnt family member 2
Exons: 5
Coding region: 281-1357 (358 amino acids)
Biological process (GO): neuron differentiation; cell fate commitment; canonical Wnt signaling pathway
Cellular component (GO): extracellular region
Molecular function (GO): cytokine activity; frizzled binding
Source: RefSeq, a predicted model, not a curated record
CAGGGCAAAGAUGAAGGAUGGGAGCGGGGCUGAGUUCCUUGUCCUGAAGGAUUUGGUGCGGGGCGAAUCGAGGGGAAUCCGGAGCGAUGCACCGACCGGCAUCCCCCGUGCCCCGGGAGGGGAUCAAUAAACCCUCCGGCCGUGCGUGGGGAUGCGGAGGCGCUUGACCCACGGAAGAAAGAAGCCCUCAAGGUGCGUUUGCUCCUGCCAGUCGUUGUUGCUCCAUGGGAUUUCUUCUGCCCCCCGCAACUGACCUGAUGUGGACCGAAGUGUUUCUAACAUGAACUUUCUCUCUGGGAUCUGGUGGUCUCUUCCCCUGGUCUUGUUCUGGGCGACCCCACCAGUCACCUCCUCAUGGUGGUACAUGGGGGCCGUGGGCUCGUCGCGGGUGAUGUGCGACAACGUGCCGGGCCUGGUGAGCCGGCAGCGGCAGCUGUGCCGGCGGCACCCCGAGGCCAUGCUCUCCAUCGGGCGCGGCGUGGCCGCCUGGACGGCCGAGUGCCAGCACCAGUUCCGCCGGCACCGCUGGGACUGCAACGCCCUGGAGCGGGGGCAGCGCCUCCUCGGCCGCGUCCUGCUGCGCAGUAGUCGGGAAUCUGCUUUUGUACAUGCCAUCUCCUCCGCUGGAGUUGUUUUUGCCAUCACCAGGGCAUGUAGCCAAGGGGAGUUGAAAUCCUGCUCCUGCGAUCCCAAGAAGAAAGGCUCUGCCAAGGACAGCAAGGGCCAUUUUGACUGGGGUGGCUGCAGCGAUAACAUCGACUACGGCGUUAAAUUUGCCAGAGCCUUCGUGGAUGCCAAAGAACGGAAAGGAAAAGAUGCAAGAGCACUGAUGAACCUUCACAACAACAGAGCUGGAAGAAAGGCCGUGAAGCGGUUUUUGAAACAGGAGUGCAAAUGUCACGGUGUGAGUGGAUCAUGCACUCUAAGGACCUGUUGGCUGGCCAUGGCAGACUUUAGGAAAACAGGAGAUUAUCUGUGGAAGAAAUACAAUGGAGCGAUUCAGGUGGUCAUGAAUCAAGAUGGCACGGGUUUCACUGUGGCUAAUAAGAGAUUUAAGAAGCCAACUAAGAAUGACCUGGUUUACUUUGAAAGCUCUCCAGACUACUGUAUCAGGGACAGGGAUGUAGGGUCCCUUGGGACAGCCGGUCGGGUUUGUAACCAAACCUCCCGCGGCAUGGACAGCUGUGAAGUGAUGUGCUGCGGGAGAGGCUAUGACACCUCCCGUGUCAGCAGAAUGACGAAAUGCGAGUGCAAAUUCCACUGGUGUUGUGCUGUGCGCUGCCAGGACUGCCUAGAAGUGGUAGAUAUUCACACCUGCAAAGCUCCAAAGAGCGCUGGCUGGAUCUCCCGGACGUGAUGCACAGGCUACUGAUGCUUGAGGACCACAGCCUUUGCCCUUCCUGGUCCAAGCAGGGAACGCGUCUGAGGUCUUCUCUACUUUUAUGCCAGUUUUGCCUUUGUCUUUCAUUGCACAGAAGCUGCUGAAUAAUUAAUGCAAACUCUGGAGCAUUUACUUCCUACUUCUGCAUGACAGUGUUGCUGCAGAGUUGUCUGUGCAUAAACUGAUGCAGCUCUGGAAGGACGUACUUCUGCCGGGACUCUUCCAACCAACACGCAACUCUCCUCCGGAUUCCUUGUGGCAAUUCACUGCUGCCAUCAGAAACACAGCAAGACACAAAGAUGGGGCAUUUUGUACAAGACCACCACCACCAACUGCACGGGCUGAGCUUGCUCAAGCAUCUUCCAAAGGAUCUUGUGCUGGCCACAGCCGUGCCCUGGGUACAGAAGUGCUCGGGAGUUUGAGUACCGGUUGGUGAUUCCUCCAUGAGAGAAAAUUUGGGGCCAGGCUGGGUGAAAGGCUUUACCAGAGGGGUGUUUGUCCAUCCCCUGUGGACUGGAGUUUGCAGAGAGGUGGCCACCCUGGCCACCAUGCUGUGGCUUCUCAUGGGGGCAGAAAUUGGCCCACAGCGAAAAGCAAACUGCAGGAAAUGUAUUCAACCACAACAUUUUCAUAAACUAUUAAAGAAUCAAAGCAAAUGUUUUAGUUAUAUAUUUGUAAAAACUUGCCUUAAAAGCUUUUAAAAGGUCAUUAAUAUUAACUGCUGAGGGUUUUGGUGAUCUGAAGGAUCAAAGAGAUUUGUUUCUCAGCCUAGUGAGAGCUGGGUAUAGGACACUCAACUAUCCGAGGAGAAGGUUUUCUAUUUUUCACUUACUGAAUAAGCAGAAAAGUUUGCAGAAAGCUGAUGGAGAAGGAAAUACCUUGUCUCAGUAAUGAUCGGGUUUCUACAGAAUCUAUCAACUUCUAUGUUCUUUUAAAUUUAAUAAAUCUAUUAAAUGUGUUCAGAAUGAUACUUUCCAUUCAGAUGGGGACUUCCAAAUGAGAUUUUUUUUUCACUGAAUACUUUCUGCAAAAACUUAUGCCUGUGAUCAAGGGCGGAUUGGCCUCUGAUGGGGGCAGUUACAGGUUGUGCCAGGUCACAGAAAUUACAGCUGUGAGGAGCUGGGUCAGAGAGGGACCGAGCAGAGACCAGCAAGUGAGCCAACACAAAAGAUGGGGCCUAUGCUGGUAAGUCUAAUAAGGGUCUGGAAAAGCACCCACAAAGUGCAGAGGCAGGCAAGGUAAUGAAAAAAUAAUGUGGGAAAAGGAAGUUGAACAGGUGAUAGAACAUAUUAUAGAUGCAGGUAAAAUUUCCAUAUGAAAAUGAAAAAGA